Benincasa hispida (wax gourd) is the source of this 423-nucleotide messenger RNA. Lineage: Eukaryota; Viridiplantae; Streptophyta; Magnoliopsida; Cucurbitales; Cucurbitaceae. The record is from RefSeq and is a predicted model, not a curated record.
AUGAACUUAGCUCAAGCCGAUGAAGAAAGACUCCUUGAACUUCAAGAAUUAGAAGAAUUGAGAUCUGAAGCCUAUGAGAACUCUAGGACCUACAAGGAGAAAACAAAACUCAUUCAUGAUAAGGGUCUCGUAAGGAAGGACUUUAGGGUUGGUCCAAAGGUUCUACUAUUCAAUUCACACCUCCAGGUCAUGCUAGGUAAGCUUAAAUCUAAGUGCCUUGGACCGUUUGAAGUUAUUAAUGUUUUUCCCUAUGGUGCAAUGGAGAUAAGAAGUUUAGACACAAGAAAGGAAUUUAAGGUAAAUGGGCAUCGUCUCAAAUUCUUCAAUGAAGGGGAAGUGGACCUUGCUCACUUGGGCUUGGUUUUGGCUUCACCCUCAUACAAUUCAGUCUAUCCUCACCCAAUGUGGAGUAAACGGCGAUAA